AUGCAGCUGCCCGAGUCUGGUUCGUCGCCUCUACUGUCGCUACCGGACGAGCUGGUGCUAGACGUUCUCCACUACCUCGAACUGGGCGACUUGUUCGAACUCGCCCAAACUUGCCGCUGGGGCUACCGCUUGGCUAUUCCACUACUCUGGAAGGAUGUCGAGCUCAAGGAUUGCUGGACCCUGCAUCCGCGCGCGUCGAGGCCACAGUUUAAAGCCCAAAGAGUCAUCGACGAGUUGGCCGACGAGCAUGACGAUACGCCUAUAAUUAAGAAGCUGCUGGUGUUGGCAACCAACCCGUCCAUUGCCUGUCAUGUCCAGACCGUCCUCCACCGCUGCCACCUUCCAACGCCCAGCAUCUAUCACGAGCUCCCGCUCUUCUGCUUUCGCUCGCUUACCCUCUCCAACGAUAGCCGCACCCACAAGCUCCUCAUGCUGGCCAUUCGGAACAUGACAAACGUACAUACCCUGAGGAUCAUAUACGGUCAUUACUUCCUUGCAUAUGGUCUCAUCUGGGGCUUCCUGCAUCCACAUCGUCCAAGGAGUGUGCCUUUGAAGCGCUUAUGGCUCGAGUACUGCUCGCUGUCCAUGCCAGAGCCCGGUCCAAUUGGCUCGUCAUUUUGGCCUGACCUCUCAGGCAUAACGAGUUUGAGACUCAGGCGUCUGAGCUAUCUCAACGACCUCACACAGAGGAAUGUCAUAACCCAGGGCAUGGCUUUGAGUAGGGCUCAACUCCAUCGGAGGAUGCUGCAAAAUGGUAUUGGAGGAGAAUACAUGACCACAAUAGACAAAGUGGUCCCUGAUGGCACCGUGUCUCCUGCUUCACUAUCCGAAGCAGCUCGGCUGGACAAGAUCAUCUAUGACGCUUUACCCGAGGCCAAAGAGUUUCUGGAGUCCACCCAUGUGCCGGAGGAUCAACAAUUUGAAAAACCUCGGCCUGCCGUCCCCGCAGACUUCUUAAAGACUCUGUUGAAAGACUCCGCUGCUACAUUAACCUCGUUAAAUCUCGAUAUGCUCCUCUCCGAUGACGCGUACCGAAACCGCGAAGAAUGGCUCAUCAGGGACAUGUUUUUCCGCCUGAGCCAUUUGCGCUUUCCUUACCUCCGUGCGUUCCAGCUGCGCAAUGUCAUGACUCCGUGGACUACUUUACCGAGAGGAACAUAUUUACUUGAUAGAUUAGAUACACCUGGCUCCCCGACGCCAGUUAUCGAUUUCUUGGAAUUCAUGGACGCCCACCCGAACAUUUCAUGUCUGUCUUGGCCAAUGGAAAACUUCUUUAGCCACCAACGCUCCGAUGGCGAGGCAGCAAUCCAACAAGACCGUGUCAUAUCCAACCUUGCCCGCACAUUAAAGGAACUACGGGUGGAUACGACCUUCCACCCUGAUGCAGAAAGGGACCACUCGGGAGACUUCCGAUACCCAUUGGCAGCCAAGGGACGGCGGUGGCACUUCAUCACCAGAUUUGCUUCUCGAAUGACCAAAGUUGAACACCUGAAGAUGGAAGGCGGAAUACCCCGUGAGGAGAAGCAUGAGACUGUUCGGGCGCUGUGGCAAUGCCCUCUUAACAAGAUCGUCAUGAUUGCGAAUUCGAGUCCUAUCGGAAACUGCUGGGGAAGCAGCGACUUGUUUCAAACGGUCCCCGAUGACGACGACUGGGACUUGGAUGACGAGGACCUAAAUGCUUUGAAAGAUACGGCAGCAAAAGCACCUACCCCGCCCGGUCAAGAUUUCGAAUUCGUACCACAAUACGACUGGCUCCGCGGAUCUCUGAUGCUGCACACUGUCGCGUCGUUCCACGCCGAUACGGUUACUGAACUCAAGUUCUGCGGAUACGUAGGGGCACCGAUUCUUUUCGCCCCUACUGAGCUCUCGCAUCCACUUUUAUCACCUCUGCGUCACUUCCACAAUCUGAGAAAUCUUACCAUGAGUAUGUGGCUGGAUACAAACUUCGAGGAUCGCCACCGCGAUGAAGAAAUUAUACAAUUCUGGCUCAACACCCGCGACCCGGACACAACGGCCAUGGUUGUUAUUGUCCCCGAUGACGGCUCCUCAUCAGAAUCCGAAUUCAAUAUCGAGGACAGCGACGUGGAAAUGCGGCCGCCAACGCCGCCCUCACCCCGGCCGCCAACCACCCCUCCAGGUGCCGCAGACCCUGAGCUACAAUUCUACCACCACCUUCAGAACCACAUCGCCGCCAACCCGACCAAUCCGCACCCACUUCCGGAUCCACCGGAAGAAGUCGCCCAAGCACAACAGCAACAACCCCCUGCUCUCGACGCUACUACUACUAUCACUACUAACAACAACCACGAAAACGACAACCACCAACCCCCGGCCGCCAUCGCCCAGCACAACACGACGCACCACCUCGUCGCCGUCACGGCCGACCCCGUCACCGGGCCCGAGCCCGUCCUCGCCUCGUCCCGCCAGCUCUCGUGGCCGCGCCGCCUGCACACCAUGUACGCGCCCCGCGCCCUCGCCGGCCAAGUCGCCCGCCAGAUCGGCCCGUACCUGUCGCCGCAGGCGAAGGCGCGCCCGGGCGCCAUCGGAGCCGCCGGUGCCGGCGCAGGCGAGGGCGUCGUGGUCAGGGCGAGCUUUUGCUUGGGCCACAGCGCUGGGUGGGGCACUGUUUUUGAUAUUGAUGUGGGCGUGGGAUUGGGGAGGGGUGGCGGCGGUGCUGGUGUUGGGAGUAGUAGCGGUGGUGCUGGCGCCAGCAGUGCGGCCGGCGGCGAGGGGAUGAGAGGCGAUUGGAGCAUCGGAACGGGAGAGGGGAAGGUGCUUUGGUGGGAAGGCCCGAGAGAAGAGGGUGAGCGGCGGAGGUGGUGGGGCAAGCUGAAGGCGAGACGGUGGUUUUGA
Messenger RNA from Lasiodiplodia theobromae, 2853 nucleotides. RefSeq names its product Vacuolar protein sorting-associated protein 62. Gene Ontology annotation, molecular function: protein binding. The coding region runs from base 1 to 2853 and encodes 950 amino acids. The record is from RefSeq and is a predicted model, not a curated record. Lineage: Eukaryota; Fungi; Ascomycota; Dothideomycetes; Botryosphaeriales; Botryosphaeriaceae. The transcript is spliced from 4 exons.